CCAGUAAAAAGUGCCACAUGACCUGUCAAGUAGGAAGUAGCUAGCUGAGCCGAGCAGCAGAACCAGAAACCAGACACACAAGAAGACGAAGAGGAAGCUGUGAAAUCUCUCAAGUCUCGACGUUUCUCAACACCUGUCGGAACAGAAAGAGCAAUAAGUUGACCGCCGUCAUGUACUUGAAGGUGGUGUUUGUCUCUGUAGUUGUGGCUCUGAUCGGAGCAUCAACAGCUGCAGACUCAGAUGGAUGUUCUUCUCUGACGUGUGAUACAUGUGGAAAUACUCCUGACUGCCAGUGGGUGAACUGCACAACAUUACCUGCUGGCUGUCACAACAUGACUGUUAUGCCAGAAAGCGAGAUCUGCAGCAACGCUAGCUGCUCAGCUCCUGGCCCCACAACAGUCCCAACUGUCAUUGUGACUUCUCCCAAACCCGCUACAUCCUCCCCUACCCCUGUUGUCACCACCACCUCCACUAACAGCAGCAGCGCUCAGCCCACCACAGGCAAUGGAACUAUUAUUUCCACCCCCAACCCCACUCCCAGUGGUAACACCUCCAUCUCCACCUCCACGGCUCCAUCAAAUUCUUCAAUUCCAAUCAGCACAAGCACCACACCAGUUGCCCCGUCUCCUGCCCCUCACAAGAACACCUUCGACGCUGCGAGCUUCAUCGGUGGAAUAGUUCUGGUCCUGGGCCUGCAGGCCGUCAUCUUCUUCCUCUACAAAUUCUGCAAGUCCAAGGACCGCAACUACCACACCCUUUGAAGCAGCCGCUCUUCUGGAUCCACGUAACACGACCUUUCCCCGCCAACUAGAACCUCGCGGAGCAGACCCCCCCCCCCCCCGCUCGGCACGCACUCAUCGCGGCGGACUCAAACAGUGUUUUCAAGCAGGUUUUCUAGAUCUUUGAUGUGUUGUCGUAGUAUGUUAUAUUAAGGCACACACACACAGGCCUGUAUGUGUGAUAAUUCAACUAGUACAACUAAACAAUGUCUCCAGUCAUAUGGAUUACAUCAUCUGGUAGCUACUCCCACCUCCAUCAUGCCGUUAGUCAUUCUGCGGAAAACCGUUUUUCCAGCAAAUCUGACGGUUGGUGUGAUUUACAGCCCCGCUCCUUGUGGCUUCCUCAAUUACCACAUGAGAGUUAAAAAGAAUAAGUCGUGUACACAAAGUACCUGUUGAUGCUUGGGGAGUAGUACAGCUGCAAACUGGUAUCAUUUACAUCAUUUUAGUUGCCUUGAUUUUGGAAACACUGUUUGAGUUCACAGCUAUUCUUACACGUGACGACUGCGAUGAUUCAGUGUUGCUUUUAGCCUGUUGCAUCGUGGGCAGGUUCCCUCUUCCCCCAUGCAGCUGUAUAUGUGUUCAGAGAUGAUGUAAGAGUGGUGGGGUUUAUUUACGAGGGAAUAAAAGCAACACCCAAUCAUCUGAUGUGAGACUAAAAACAAAAUCCCUCUGGUCUUAGUUUGGGUGCCUCUUUUGGCAUUUAGGAGUGCUGUGCGUUUUCUGCUGUUCCCCGGGGAAAUCAUUUCACCCAAUACUAAAAACAAAUGUCAACUGCUAGUAGAGCAGCUCAAUGCAAUAAAUCACGUAUCAAGUUAAUUUCCCAUCUUUUAAUCUCCCUGCUGUUCUUUCUGAUCUUUAACGACAUCCAAACGUACCCACUCUGACUGCUAACUUUCCCCCGCCCCACCCGCCCCCAUUUCUGUGGGGAAGUCAAAAAGGGGCCCGUGGGUCAAAAUGAAAGAUUGUAGAAUAUUACAGAAAUUUGUUUUAAUAAUGUAUAAUAUAGCGAAUGGUGGAGAUAAAGAAAAAUAGCAUGCACCUUCUUGAUGUGUGGACAGUGAUAGCAGUGAAGUGCCUUUAAUGUCCAGUAUGACUUAAAGAGAGAAAUGGGAGAGGAUUCUUCCCGGUUGAGUGUUAUCAUUAGUUUGUUUUGCGAGAAAGAAACGGUAUCGCUGUGCUGAUAUUGGUGAGAACCGUAGUACCCCAGCUGGACUGAAGAGCCUUUUAUUGUGAAGAAUACAGUAGAUAGUUGUCACUCGAGGGCCUUGAUCAGAUUGAAGUUAUACCCUAUAAGUAGAGGACUAUGUUCAGUACAUGAAACCGAUGGUCUUCUCACUGGUGACUUUGUAUAAAUGAAUAAUUUGAAAGGUGCUUUCCCUUUUUUUGUAGCGCCCAAUACUGCUCCCAGAUUUCCUCCCAACUCACUAUUUAUGUUUCAGUUGUAAAUUGUGUUGAAUUUCCAAACAUGAACGAUGAGCUGGCAGGAAAUUUUGGACCGCUGUUAGGUGCUAUAAAUCAGGGAAUGUAACUUUAAAAGAGAAAUAAUGGGCUUAAUUUUAAGAAACCUGAGUAUUGCAGAGAGUGCGUUGAGGUAAAAAUGUUGGACUGUCUGAGUGUUUGUUUGGUCAAAAAUGAGCUUUGCACCUCUGAUUGUGAAUGAAGUGCAACACCUAAGCGGCCGUGCUAGAGCUCAUGUCAAGUUCUCUAAUUAGCUUGCUGCUAACUGUGUGAUUUUAUUUUCCAUUUUGUCCCUCCUGUACAUAGCCAUGUCCUGUUUUUGUUCAUCAUCUAGGUUUCAACUUAAGGAAAGGCUAAAUGAAGGAGUGUUUAUCAGUGCUCGUAGCGGCUUGUCAGUGUCAAGAAUGCUUUUGUUAAAGGCCUUUUUUUGUCAUUAUUGCAUGCUGGAUGCUUGGAGUUGUGAUUUUUCUCCUCCCAUUGCGUAUGCUCUUAAGGAUUUAGACACUUAAAAACCACUUGAUUAUUUGCGAUUAGCUCCAUAAUGCUAGUUGAAAGAAUGCCUUGAAACGGUGUGCAUUGAGCCAAAGUCCUCAGUUUUGGCAUGGAAAUUGAGCAUUGCACUGACAAGCUUUGUUUUGUAACUUUUGUCUUUGUAAAUGUUUUCAUGGUUCAGCCAAAAAAAAAAAAAAAAAAAAAAUCCGAUGCUUGUAUAAAUACUCUUGAAUAUUUACUAGAUAAUGGAUGAAUAAUCACCUUGUUUUCUAUGACCACGAACAGUAAAAAUGAGUGCAGAUUAUUUUCUUUUUGUUUUGGCUCUCAUAAUUUAGGAUUUUUUCCUGCUGCUCACCAUAAACACGCCUUUUAACCCGGUCACCAGGUGGCAUUAGGCUACAGCCCAAAGACCCAACUACGGCGAGAAGGCUCCAGAGUUUUGCCUUAGCUGCACCCAUUUGUUCAUCCUCUGCAUGCCCGAGAGCCUUCGCCCAAAUUUAGAGGAAUAUUUAUUCACAGCUGUCGAGUGGCGCGCUGUGUAACCACUGAAUCCAGUCCAGAGUGCUCUCUGCAUUCCUUAACAACACAGCAUCACAUGUUCGACAUCGUGGUGUGUCACAAAACACCUCUGGUAUCCACGUAUGCCAAUAGAUGUCCAUUGUGUUGCCUCUCCGCAGCUUCUCCUACAAACUCAGUCCGUGCACCUCUUAAGGAAAAGUGCCUUAUUCAGUUAAUAUCCAUAUAUAGUUGUAGUUUGUAAAAAAUGACACCUAUUAAAUAUCAGCAGCACUUUCAGACCCCUGUGAAGUGGUUUUCUGUGUUGUAUUCUGCUUAAAUGUCUUGUUCUGUCAUGCUCAGCCUUAACUUCUUCAUCAAACCCACAGAGCAUUAGCUAGGGAGAAGCCGUCCAGGCAAACACCAGGCUGCCGUUGAGUAUCUUAUACUUAAAUGGUUGGUUUAUUGGCAUUUAAGUGUCUACAUUUCAACCAAUCACACAAUAGAAUUAUAGGUGUUUUAAAUGCUGCUGACAUGGAUAUAACCAGCUAAUGAAUGGCGUAGUUUUAGCCUGGUUGUAGCCUGGAUGACUUCUCACCAGCACGUUGUAAUAAAAUAACAGCAUUUCCUCCCAUCAUGCAAACAGUCUUGUGAUGACUUGAAAUCCACUUUGGUUGUAAUUUUUCAAUUGUUUUAUUGAAUGAGUUGUUUUGUCAAGUAGGAUUUUAAAUUUGCUUGGUCAUGGAGGGCCCUCUUUUCAGUUUUCAAGCCUCGAAGUGUUCAAUUCCAACAAGUAAAAAAAAAGCUUUUUGAUUCCCUCCUUUUUUUGGCUUUAUUUCUAUGUGCACACACUGUAGUGCCAUAUCUUUUUAUCUUUUGUGUCAUCAGUCUGGUAGGUACGAUAUUGUUUUUGGCUUUGCUCCCACCCCACUUUGACACACACAGACUGUAUAAUAAGACACUCGCAGGUGCCACAAAAGCAAAAUGUUUUAUGCUUCUUUUUUUGCUUUCUCUCAAACCUUUUUAUUUUGUGCCUUGUUUUUUCUAGUGUCGCCUCUAGUUUCACGAUGUAAAGCCAAUAAAGUUUGAAUAUUGUUAAACAAA
This is a messenger RNA of Sebastes umbrosus (honeycomb rockfish), 4331 nucleotides long. It is a transcript of the gene cd164, whose product is annotated as CD164 molecule, sialomucin. The transcript has 6 exons. Lineage: Eukaryota; Metazoa; Chordata; Actinopteri; Perciformes; Sebastidae. Bases 171 to 761 code for a protein of 196 amino acids. Gene Ontology annotation, cellular component: cytoplasmic vesicle. The record is from RefSeq and is a predicted model, not a curated record.